UCUCGAGUGCACGUUCAGUUCGGUUCCAAUGGCACUUUUAUCCGGAUGUGUUUUAGUUGUUUGUUAUCAGGGCAAAAGAUUUGCAGUGUUCAAUUAAUCACGACACGACUGAUAAGCUAGUUGUUGUUCUUGACUCCCAUCGGGGUUUGGAUUUCGACAAAAAAAUACGUGUACUUUUUGGGGGUGGAAUUCGUAGUGAAAUUCAUCUGGUUGAUUUUUUUUCCCAAUUGCACAACCUGCAUCUGAUUAGAAUAUAAUGCAGAGUGGCUGCGGUCUGCUGGUUUCGGUCAUCAAAACCCUCGACGCAAGCGAAACCAACGAGCAGCGGGAGCGGGAGAAGCUUAAAAUCGAAAAGGAGUUCCGGAAGACCGAUCAGCGUCUCAAUGAGCUGGUUUCGCGGAACGAUGGAGACCUCACCCGGGUUAUGCAACUGUUCGGCAAGGUCUCGGUACAGGUGACCAGCUCUAGGGAACGGAUUCACGUCGUGAAGGAGAACUUACAAAGCUGCAAACAGUUGUUACGUUGCCGAAGAGAGGAACUAAAGAAGCUCUACACCGAUGCCAUCCAGCACAAGUGUGUGCUGGAGAUGUUGGAUCAGGUUAAUGAACUGCGUCGUACUCCUCAACAACUAGCAUCGUUUAUGGCCAAGAAGCACUAUCUCCAUGCAACGAAACUGCUAAGAACAUCGGUUGAAUCCAUUGAAGGCCCGCUGAAAGACGUUGAAGGGCUACAGGAUUUGAGACAGGAUCUGCAAGCUAAACGUCACCAUCUGUAUAGCAAACUUUUGGAAGAACUGAACAAGCAUCUUUACGUUUCCAGUACCGAUGGGGUGUUGCAAAGCUUCCAGCGUCAGAGCUCCGGGAGGAACAGUCAUUCUGCUGCGGCUGGGGCUUCUCCAUUUCAGCGCAAUGUGCUGAGACGAUCGGCCGAAAGAGUGGAAGCCAACACCAAGGCUCGGAAGGCGCUUUUUGAGAUUGCUCAGAAUGGCUACAUGGACGUGGACAAGAGUGAAAUCAUCGAGGACACGGAUCUGCUGGACCCGGACGUUAAUUCUACUUACUUCAUCGGAAUCAUAAUCGAGUGCUUUGCGCUGCUUAAUAAAGUGCCUGACUCCAUAGAGUCUCUAAGAACCCACAUGCAAAGUGAACUGCUUGCGAUAGUGACCAAAUCGACGCAUCACAUCGUUACGGUCAGCCAGCAGCAGCACCCACAAAACCACGCUCAAGGUGCGAAUGCCUCGGAAGACCUUCCGGAACAGAAGAUCCCCAUUUUGGAACUGCUGGAUUUGGUCUUCAAACAGUUCAAGCUGAUCGCCAACGCUCAUCAGCUGACGCUGAAGAACUACCACAACGUGAUGCACCGGUACAAUCUACCGCAAGUGAAGGCCUAUGAUCUGAUCGAGUACUGGGGCCAGGCGCAGGCCGUUUUGAAACUCGUUCUCACCGACUAUCUGGACAUUCAGAAUGAUAGCAGUGAUGAGCUGAUGCGCACACAAUUCACCGAACAAACAACAAAUAUCAAUACGUUCUUCAGCCGGCGGAAGGUGCAGGGAAAGAAGUUGUUGUUUAAGUUCGAUAAGUCUUCACAUACGGUUGAUGUGGAGCCUAGUACAGGGUCUAAGGAACAUCGGAGAAACCCUUCGAAUGUCUCAAACAGUACCGGGAAGGAACAGGAUCUGUUGAAUCAUACGGGUCCUAAUGGAUCGAAUCUAUUGAAUUCGAGCUUCAACAAGCAUCAUCCGAGUGCUGUCGGUGUCCAUGAUAAGAAGAAGCAGGAACGGCAGCUGGUGUGUACUCCGGAUGCUGCCUUGGUUAGGAAUAUCUAUUUGCCGAUGAUGGGCUACAUUCAUGAAAUUGAAAGCUUCAUGAAGUGCAAGUCGGGUCAAUUAUGUAGUUUGAAUACGUUCCUUGCCAAUUACGUUAAGGACGCGUAUUUAGCGCGUGGCCACAACAGAAACUUACAGCUUACGAUAGAUUCGUUGUCGAAAACUCAGGACGCCUGGCGGACGAUUAUCACACCGGAGGAAAUGAAACGACUUGGUUUGGCGAGACCAUUGUUGCAGAACACAGUUCUCGUCGAAAGCCGUAUCUCCGAAACAAAGAAACUCAUCGAAGAUCUGCCAACGUACUCGGACGAGCUUCUGAAGAUGGUUUGUUCCCUGUUGAAGACUUACCGGGAAACGUGUCAGGCUGCCUACCGUGGAAUCGUUCAGCCGGAAACCGAGGACAAACGAAUCUAUAGCGUUGCGUGGCUCAAGGAUGACGACAUUAUGCGGUUUCUGAAAUCCCUACCCAACUGGACUGAUCUGAUCAACGCCCGGCUCCGACAAGCUUCCCAAAAACGAGGGAUGAAGGCUGAACCGUCAGAGGAGGAAAGUCCGACGGCCGUGCAGCAGCGAAACAUUCGGGAGGCCGAAAUGUUGACUAGCAACCUAGGCGAAGGAGGAAUUUCGCAACAGGAAAUCCUGUCCGACGUUGGUGUCCUCAAGGAGCUGGCCAUACUGCAGGAAAGUAUGGAAUGGUUCGCCGGACGGAUAACUGAUUUUGCUAGCGAUCUACGCAAACCGAUCGCUAACGGGUUGAUGGGAAGUGGUGGCGUUGGAUCUUCGCCAGUUGUCGUGAAGGACGGUAUGAUUAAGGUGCUGAUGAAUUUGGCGCUGGAGUUUGAGGAACUGGCAAAUACGUGUUUACUGGUGUUACACCUGGAGGUUCGAGUUCAGUGCUUCCAUUAUCUGAAAUCUAACCCAUCGGAUAAGUUUAAGGCAAACAACCCGAACAAAAACGACUCACUGGAGCCGGACGCCAAGGUGUUGAAGCUCACGAAGGUGCUCUCCGAUAUGGACGAAGCCUUGAGUUCGACGCUGCAUCCUCGAAAGACCAAGUACGUCUUUGAAGGGCUUGCUCACUUAGCAUCCCGGAUUCUAGUUAUGGCGGCCAAUUCGAUGGAAGCAAUCGAUCAUCCCGGGGUCCAAAGAAUGUGUAGGAAUGCGUUGGCUUUGCAGCAGACACUGAGCAGCAUAACAGCUUCCCGAGAAGUGGCCCUGGACUAUGCAAGGUCGUUCUACGAAAUGUUCUACCUGGAACCGGACGAAAUCCUGACAUCGAUCAUAGAGAAAGGUUCCCAGUUCACCGAGAUGCAAUACUUGAACGCGCUCCAUCUGGUGUGCAAAAAUCGCGGUAUCAGUGACCAAAACACCUUGGCUAUGUACCAGCAAAAGCUGUGCGACGUUCUGGGAAACAAACCGGGCCUUGGUGUUACGGUCUAAUGUUUCUUUUUUUUUAAUCUAAAAAAUGAAAAAGCCGGUUCUAGUGAAGCUGCAAUGAUUGCUGCAUCUACGUUUUAGUGCUUUAGGAAGUCCCAGGGGAAUGCUGUUCAAAUGGAUGGUACUAAAUUUGCAGAAAUACGCUACCACAAGUAAACAAUAAAAACAUAAAAGUUUAACGUUGCAUAAUAGAUUGGUCGUAAAGCGUUAAAAGUAGCAUGUUGUUAACGAAAAAUUGUUGAUGAUAAAAAUAUUAUUCACGAUAUCAAAAGGAAAGACUCAUCAAAACUAAUCCCGUUUAUCAGUAGAAAAACAAAUAAGAUAUAAAAUGUUCCAGGUUCCAAAUAAUGUGAGAAAAAAGCAUAUUGCCGACCACAAUAAGAUAAAAGCUGUAAAUUAGUUAUUAAUUCUGUGAAAUGCGCGAAGAACGAAGAAAAGUAUCUAAGCUAAUGACAAAAUCGUGUUCAUCAUUUAGAAAAGUUAUCUACUAGGCGAAAGUGAAUCUUGUGCUGUAUAACUGAAAAAAUAAACUCAUACUAAAAAAAACUAAAGAAAAUACAUGAAUUGUUCAACCCUUAGCGCAAACGACAUCAGUUAGAAACUGAUUGCCUUUAUGCGAUUUGGUUGAUAUUUUAGGUGACCCAGCCGAGAGAAUAAAAAAAUUAUUUAUUCCUGUUCUAUAGCGCAUAGCUGGAACCAGUCGCUUCGCUCACUGUACUAACAAUACCAAGCAUUGCGUUUUACUCCUCUGAAAACAAGACAGAUUAAGAAAAAAGGGGGUAACCUUACCGAACAAUAUGAUUAUUUGUAGGAUCCUAACCAAUGUUGAAAUAAAAUUAACUAAGAUUACAAAAA
Molecule: messenger RNA, 4117 nt
Organism: Uranotaenia lowii
Lineage: Eukaryota; Metazoa; Arthropoda; Insecta; Diptera; Culicidae
Gene: Sec8
Product: exocyst complex component 4
Exons: 9
Coding region: 257-3265 (1002 amino acids)
Biological process (GO): exocytosis; chemical synaptic transmission; Golgi to plasma membrane transport
Cellular component (GO): growth cone membrane; exocyst; synapse
Source: RefSeq, a predicted model, not a curated record